Messenger RNA from Orbilia oligospora ATCC 24927, 972 nucleotides. RefSeq lists its product as uncharacterized. The transcript has 4 exons. The record is from RefSeq and is a predicted model, not a curated record. Bases 1 to 972 code for a protein of 323 amino acids. NCBI's taxonomy places the organism in Eukaryota, Fungi, Ascomycota, Orbiliomycetes, Orbiliales, Orbiliaceae.
AUGGUGUUGAAAUAUAUCUGCCUUAUUCGUCACGGCUCUAGAGAAAAGUAUGGUGAUGUGAAAGUCACUAAGAUUGGAAGCUUUAAUGAUCCCAGUGACUGGUAUGGGCAUCUACACGGCCCCGAUGAUCAAUUGACAGCAACUGGACGCCAACAAGCACAAGAACUCGCAAAUUAUCUUUCGUCUUCUCAUCCUGAAAUCUCUGCAGUAUAUACUUCUCGACACUAUCGCUGUCUAGAGACAAUAAAGCCAUAUGUUGAGAUAUGCGAGCGUGACGGGAAGGCCAUAAAUUUCCGGCUUGAUAUGGGUCUAUCGGAGUGGCGAAGAGUCGAUAGAAAACAAGCGCGUAUCCCUUCUAUCAGGCAGCUGAAAGAGUAUCACCCUACGCUUGACGCCCAAUGCCAAUCGCUUUGUAACCCGCUAGGCCACGAGAAUCUAGACGAGUUUUAUGCGCGAAAUGCAUACUUCCUUGCGAACCUUAUCCAAUCUCUUGAUAAUGACCCUGACGGCCCAGAGUCGGUUUUGUUAUGCACGAGCGCCUCGAAUAUAGCAUGGAUGGCUAGAAUUCUCAUGGGGAAAUACCCAAAAAACUCGAUGGAACGGGACUUCAGCGUACCAGCAAUUAGCUUCUAUAAAUUCGCACGACGCCAUGUGGUCCCAGUGAAUAUUGAUGCUGGGGAAAAGACCCCUCUCGGAUACCCCCGAGUUGAAUGGCAAAAUGGAACUUCUAUCGGGGGAAGCUGGGAGAUAACUCAUAAUGCAGAGUGUAAUUUCUUGAGCACAGGGAGUAUGAUGCUAUGGACGCCCUCAGACAUCCCAAAGUCUCUACCGCCCUUUGAAGCACUGCAGAUCCCAGAGCCAGGAUUUCCAAACUUCUUCGACAUUCAAGAACUGAAUUCCGCCGCCAUGACUGGACCACGUGUGGAAACAGAGACCACGAUUACAUCCACGGCUGUGGAAAUUCUUGUUUGA